AUGGACACGUCAAGUCCGUUGGGGUCGGGCGGGUACGGCGCCGUGUACAAGGGCACGUACAAAGGCCAGACCGUCGCCAUCAAGACGGCUGCCAACGCCUCGUGUGGCCGAGCGCUUCUAUACGAGAUGGAGACCAUGCAACUGUGCAACUCGCCGUACGUGCUGCAGCUGCUCGCGGUCUCGGGCGCCAACACAUCGAGUCCCAAGCUCGUACUCGAGUACAUGGACGGCGGCGACCUGCGCGGCUACCUUGACGCCAAGCGCCGAGGUGAGCCCACCAAGGUCGAUGUCUCGUCCCUUGAAGUGGCGUGGGUGCUGGCGAAUGCCCUCGCCGAUAUGCACCACAACGGUCUCCUCCACCGCGACCUCAAGAGCCAGAACGUCCUCCUUUCCUCGACUAACUACAUCAAGCUCGCCGACCUCGGUAUUGCGCGCGAAUACGAGUCCAACAUGACGACCGCCAAGGGUACACCGUACUGGACAGCGCCGGAAGUCUUCACGUCGGACAGCAAGUACAGCUUUGCCGCCGACAUUUACUCGUUUGGCGUCAUCUUGACCGAGCUCGACACGCUUCAGCUGCCUUUUCACGACGCCAAGGGCCUUGGGUACUGGGGCAUCAUCGACCAAGUGCGUCUCGGCAACCUCCGUCCGACAAUGAGGGCCAACUGUCCGCCUUGGCUGCGUGACCUCGCCGACUCGUGUCUGUCGUUUGACCCGACGCAGCGUCCGCCGGCGCAGAUACUCGUGACCUCCCUCCAAAAGCUGCUUGUCGACGAAGCGUUGGCGAGAGAGCGAGACACCGAGCCAUUGGACCGCGAGAUGCAAUCCAACUCCCGGGAGCCUCCAACGGCCCCACAAGCUACAAAGUCGCACGAGCUCGACCCUCCGCGACGCCUCAGCGACGACCACAUCCUCGUCCACCGCGUCUCGGACGUCGACGGGCACGACGACGUCCUCGUCAUGGUCCAACUCGAGGCUCGUGAGCACCCGCGUCGUGUGCCAGCUCUGCCGCGCCUCCAACUCUCUGCUCGAGUCGCACUGCGAGGCCUGUAA
This is a messenger RNA of Saprolegnia parasitica CBS 223.65, 1053 nucleotides long. RefSeq names its product TKL protein kinase. The record is from RefSeq and is a predicted model, not a curated record. The coding region runs from base 1 to 1053 and encodes 350 amino acids. NCBI's taxonomy places the organism in Eukaryota, Oomycota, Saprolegniomycetes, Saprolegniales, Saprolegniaceae. Gene Ontology annotation, molecular function: protein kinase activity; ATP binding. The transcript is spliced from 4 exons. Gene Ontology annotation, biological process: protein phosphorylation.